CCUCGCUUUGUUAUUCACGAUCUUCAUCUAACUCUACAAAGGCCAAUUUGCGAUCAUGAUCUGCCAACGAUAACAUCAACUCAACAUGUUGUACUCUUGGAAAGCACUUGUGCUGCUGAUCGCGGCACAUACAAUUGCAGCUAUUAAUCUGAAUGUUUCCGACCCAGGAUCUAUUCGAGAUGCAGCCAGCACAAUUGCCUAUGGAAUGAUGAAGUAUUACACUGGCAACAUUACGAACACACCUUCCACAGUUGCGGUGCUUCCUGCGCCAUAUUACUGGUGGGAAAGCGGGGCCAUGUGGGGUGCCCUUCUCGAUUAUUAUCAUUAUACUGGCGACUCUUCGUAUAACAAUGUCACAACUCAAGCCCUGUUAUCACAGGUAGGACCUGAUUGGGAUUAUAUGGUCCCUCUACACCAGAAAGAUGAAGGGAACGAUGAUCAAGCAUUCUGGGGCUUCGCAACAAUGUCUGCUGCAGAAAAAGAUUAUCCACAACCCACCAUUGGAAACUAUUCUUGGGUUCAACUCACAGAGAAUCUUUGGAAUACUCAAGUCCGUCGUUGGGACAACACGUCAUGCGCAGGAGGUCUCAAAUGGCAGAUCUUUACCUUCAAUAAUGGCUACGACUACAAAAAUUCUGUUUCGAAUGGUGGCUUCUUCCAGCUUUCGGCUCGACUCGCUCGCUUUACUGGGAACCAGACAUAUCUCGAUUGGGCCAAUAGGUCAUUAAAGUGGUCUAUGGAUAUCGGACUCAUAACCCCAGACUAUCAUGUGUUUGACGGCACAGAUGAUACGAAAAACUGUACGACUCAAGACGAAGUCAUAUGGACCUACAAUGCAGGAAUAUAUCUAUAUGGGGCAGCUGUCAUGUACAACUAUACCAACGGCUCCGCGAUCUGGCAACAGCAUACCGAAGGAUUCUUGAACGCGACAGCCAACUUCUUCUCCCCAUACGACAAUUCCACCAACAUCAUGUAUGAACCUCCAUGUGAACCAGUCAACACUUGUGAUACCGAUCAAUUCUCCUUCAAAGGUUAUCUUUCUCGCUUCAUGUGGGGAACUACUCAACUGGCCGCUUUUACUACCGAUGCUGUCACGACUCUUCUUAGUACCACUUCACAAGCUGCUGCUCAGAGCUGCUCUGGAGGAACGGACGGCGUCACUUGUGGAGAAAAAUGGUAUGUGGGAGACUGGGAUGGGAGCUUCGGGGUUGGUCAGCAAAUGAGCGCCCUUGAAACUAUCCAUGGUCUUUUAGUCGGCCAAAGUGUCCCACCAUUACACAGCAAUCAAGUCCAUCUCAAAGCUCCAGAAACCACGACGACAGCUCCAGUGCCUUCAGCAACCACAACAAGUGCAGCAAAGCCGAGUAAGAAUGCAGCAAGUCCUCAAGCCACUGGAGUUAUGAUUGAUUGGGCAUCCAUUAUCGCGGUGCUGGGCAUUGCGGCUGGGAGUGAGUUUGCAUCUUGAGGAAAGAGGGAUGUUGAUUGAGUCAUAUUGUUGUAUUUGCAUAGAGUAGUUGCAUUAGAGC
Messenger RNA from Mollisia scopiformis, 1526 nucleotides. Its product is annotated as family 76 glycosyl hydrolase. The record is from RefSeq and is a predicted model, not a curated record. Lineage: Eukaryota; Fungi; Ascomycota; Leotiomycetes; Helotiales; Mollisiaceae. The transcript has 2 exons. Bases 86 to 1465 code for a protein of 459 amino acids. Gene Ontology annotation, molecular function: mannan endo-1,6-alpha-mannosidase activity. Gene Ontology annotation, biological process: fungal-type cell wall biogenesis; carbohydrate catabolic process.